This is a messenger RNA of Cydia fagiglandana, 3201 nucleotides long. It is a transcript of the gene Sec23, whose product is annotated as protein transport protein Sec23A. The record is from RefSeq and is a predicted model, not a curated record. Gene Ontology annotation, molecular function: zinc ion binding; GTPase activator activity. The transcript is spliced from 14 exons. Gene Ontology annotation, biological process: COPII-coated vesicle budding; intracellular protein transport; endoplasmic reticulum to Golgi vesicle-mediated transport. Lineage: Eukaryota; Metazoa; Arthropoda; Insecta; Lepidoptera; Tortricidae. Gene Ontology annotation, cellular component: COPII vesicle coat; endoplasmic reticulum exit site. Bases 168 to 2489 code for a protein of 773 amino acids.
UUUGUCUUUGGUAUUGACAAUUGCCAAAUCAGCCCGACUGGCCCUUCUGUAGAAAUUCCUUAUAAAAUCUGUUUUAAUUCGAUUUUCUGAAUGGGUGUCUAACUGGAUUAUAGGAUUUCGCUUAUGUGCAUAGUCUUAGGUAACUGCAUGUCUUCCUGAUCUAAGACAUGGCGACGUAUGAGGAGUUUAUUCAGCAAAACGAAGACCGGGAUGGCAUACGGUUUACAUGGAACGUGUGGCCGUCGAGCAGAAUCGAGGCAACGCGGCUUGUGGUGCCCCUGGCCUGCUUGUACCAGCCACUGAAAGAACGGCCAGAUCUGCCUCCGAUUCAGUAUGAGCCAGUCCUGUGCACCCGGAACACCUGCCGCGCUGUACUGAACCCGAUGUGCCAGGUCGAUUACAGAGCCAAAUUGUGGGUGUGCAACUUCUGUUUCCAAAGAAAUCCUUUCCCCCCGCAAUAUGCAGCCAUAUCCGAACAGCACCAACCUGCUGAGCUCAUCCCGAACUUCUCAACCAUUGAGUACACAAUCACAAGGGCUCAGACGAUGCCACCCAUCUACCUGCUGGUGGUUGACACUUGUAUGGAUGAGGAGGAAUUGGGAGCUUUAAAGGACUCCCUGCAGACGUCACUCAGUUUGAUGCCGCAGAAUGCACUAGUUGGUCUUAUUACAUUUGGCCGUAUGGUACAGAUUCACGAGUUAGGUACAGAAGGCAUAUCCAAGUGUUAUGUUUUCAAAGGAACCAAAGACUUGAGUGCCAAGCAGAUCCAAGAGCAGCUGGCAAUCGGCCGCGUCAACGCGCCCAACACCCAGCAACGUCCCGGCACCCAGGCACCGACGCCUCCAGCCCACCGUUUCCUCCAACCUGUCAAACAAUGCGACAUGGCCUUGACUGACUUACUUGGCGAGCUCGGCCGGGAUCCUUGGCCUCUAGGAGUUGGAAAGAGACCUUUGAGAAGCAGUGGAGUCGCCCUCUCAUUAGCUGUUGGAUUAUUAGAAGUCACUUAUCCUAAUACUGGAGCUAGAAUCAUGAUGUUCCUUGGCGGCCCAUGCUCCCAAGGCCCCGGUCAGGUGGUCAAUGAUGAGCUGAAGCAGCCCAUCCGCUCGCAUCACGACAUUCACAAAGAUAACGCUAAGUAUAUGAAGAAGGCUAUCAAGCAUUAUGAAGCGUUGUCCUUCCGAUCUGCGACGAAUGGCCACUCAAUCGAUAUUUAUUCGUGCGCGCUGGAUCAGACUGGUCUGAUGGAGAUGAAACAGUGUUGUAAUUCAACUGGAGGACAUAUGGUGAUGGGUGACUCGUUCAACUCCUCACUCUUCAAGCAAACCUUCCAACGCGUGUUCGCAAAAGACCAGAAGAAUGACUUCAAAAUGGCGUUCAAUGGCACUUUAGAAGUCAAGUGCAGCCGGGAAUUAAAAAUAAGCGGCGCAAUCGGUUCAUGCGUGUCGCUGAACGUGAAAGGGCCCUGCGUGUCGGACCAAGAAGUGGGUAUGGGCAACACGAGCCAGUGGAAACUCUGCACCUUUACGCCUAGCACUACCAUGGCUAUCUUCUUUGAGGUGGUGAAUCAGCACGCAGCGCCGGUGCCUCAGGGCGGGCGCGGCUGCGUGCAGCUCAUCACGCAGUACCAGCAUUCGAGCGGCCAGCGACGCGUGCGGGUCACCACUGUGGCACGCAACUGGGGCGACGCCGCGGUGAACCUGCCGCACAUCGCGGCCGGCUUCGACCAGGAGGCCGCGGCCGUGGUGAUGGCGCGGCUCGUGGUGUACCGCGCCGAGCAGGAGGACGGGCCCGACGUGCUGCGCUGGCUCGACCGUAUGCUCAUCCGCCUGUGUCAGAAGUUCGGCGAGUACGCGAAGGAUGAUCCGAACAGUUUCCGGCUUUCAGAGAACUUUAGCCUUUAUCCGCAGUUCAUGUACCAUCUGCGUCGCUCCCAGUUCCUGCAGGUGUUCAACAACUCUCCCGACGAGACCACCUUCUACAGGCACAUGUUGAUGCGCGAGGACCUUACCCAGUCGCUGAUCAUGAUCCAGCCGAUCCUGUACUCGUACAGUUUCGGCGGCCCGCCCGAGCCCGUGCUGCUGGACACCUCCUCCAUCCAGCCCGACCGCAUCCUGCUCAUGGACACCUUCUUCCAGAUCCUCAUAUACCACGGCGAGACGAUAGCGCAAUGGCGCGCCCUCCGCUACCAAGACAUGCCGGAGUACGAGAGCUUCGCCCAGCUGCUGCGGGCUCCCGUCGACGACGCGCAGGAGAUCCUGCAGAGCCGCUUCCCCGUGCCGCGGUACAUCGACACCGAGCACGGAGGCUCUCAGGCCCGUUUCCUGUUGUCGAAGGUCAAUCCAUCUCAGACGCACAACAACAUGUACGCGUAUGGAGGGGCGAUGCCGAUGCCGUCAACGGAUGGCGGAGCCCCCGUGCUCACGGAUGACGUGUCGCUGCAGGUGUUCAUGGAGCACCUCAAGAAGCUUGCCGUGUCGUCCACCGCCUAGCCGGAGUCGGGCCACGGCCUUGUAGAAUAGGGCAGGUCUUUAGGGCAACCAUUUAUAUGUACCUGACAGUACAUGUACCUACUGUCUCCUCUGUUGGGGCUAUUCAUAAAUUACGUCAUUUGGGGGGUCUGGACAUCGGAUGAUGGUAGCAUGACGUAGGAGGAAACGGGGUCAUUCGAAGCAUGAUUUUUGGAUGAUUUUAGGGGGGUUCAAAAAUCGUCAAAAAUAGAUGACGUAAUUUAUGAACAGCCCCGUCUCACGCAGAAAUUGCUUUACUGGUCUGGUUGAUGCAGGGGUAGGGAAGAAGUGGCAUAAAGGUUCCAGAUUUUGAAAGAGCAUUUGCAUUAUUUCGGUAGUUUUAGUUUGAUUUUAUAUGUCAAAUAUUUGGAUGCGACGAGAAAUCGGUAAAUAAAGGCUCGUACAAAACUCGCUCUGAAACUACCAGAGUAAUAUGUACAAGUGGGUUAUUCAAAACUUGGCACUCCUUUAUGCCACUUCUUCCCUAUAUAGACUUGUUUCUUUGAAUUGGUACGAAUGUGAGAAAAUGUUACUGUUGGGACAAUACUUAAAAGAUUUAUUUAGCCAUUGAAUAUAUCAACACCUUGCUCUUCUUUCCAAGAUAGCUGCUAGUUAAGUUAAAUUUUGUAUUCUCGAUUAUAAAUUAAAACAAAUGUUUAUGAAAUGAUUAAAUGAUUUAUUUUAAGAAAAAAUA